Arachis ipaensis is the source of this 4107-nucleotide messenger RNA. Lineage: Eukaryota; Viridiplantae; Streptophyta; Magnoliopsida; Fabales; Fabaceae. The record is from RefSeq and is a predicted model, not a curated record.
AUGCCCCGCUACGAGUCAUAUACCCAGUUUAACACAAAGAGGGAUGAUAUUAUUAAGGAAAUAUUGAACUCCAAGCUGAUUAAACCUCCUCGCAAAGCUGGGAGUUAUCCUGAGCCAAAGAACACUGACAAAUCUAAAUAUUGCACAUUUCAUCAGAAGUACGGUCAUACAACUGAUGAAUGUGUGAUAGCAAAAGAUCUCCUGGAACGCCUAGCAAGACAAGGGCAUCUUGACAAGUUUAUUGCAGGUCAUAUCCAGAAAAGAACUGGUCCAACCACUGAUCCAUCCACCAUAAGUACAUCAUCAAGAGAAAAGGACAAGGCCCCUGCUCAACCCAGAGGCAUCAUCAAUUGCAUCUCGGGAGGUUACGCCGGAGGCGGACACACAAGCUCGGCCAGGAAACGCACUUACAGGGCCAUGUUGGCCCUUGGGGAUACCACUAAUAAACCUCAACCAGCCCAAAACGUGCCAGAGCUGACCUUUUGCCCUUCCGACUUUAGUUGCAAUGACAGCAAUUUAGAUGACCCUGUGGUCAUCUCCAUCCAGUUGGGAGACCUAAUAGUUCGGAAAGUUCUGCUAGACCCGGGUAGCAGCGCCGAUGUAUUAUUUUUUACUACAUUUGAAAAGAUGAAACUGAGUACUAACAUUUUGCAGCCAUCUGUUGGAGAUUUAGUUGGAUUUUCAGGAGAACAGGUCCCUGUUAUGGGUUCAGUGUGGUUGCAAACCACACUCGGAAGACCUUUUUUAAAUAGAUUUGCUGCAAUUGUCUCCACAAUUCAUCUCUGUGUAAAGUUUUCUGUGCAGGGCAAUAUAGUGGCUACGGUUCAUGGUGACCUUCAAGAAGCUCGGCACUGUUAUAACACAAGCUUAAAGCCUAUCAAAAGAAGCAGUGAGCGGAGGAUUAAUUCUAUACAUGCUGAACAGCCAACCCUUGCCGAAUUAUAUCCCAGAGCUGACUUUCAAGACCGUCCUCUGCCAAAUGAAGAGCUAAUAAAGGUCACAUUAACCAACGACCCGAUGAAGUUUAAUUUCGUGGGAACAUCCACUAAAGAUGGGGAAAAGGAAAAACUCGUCCAAUUUUUACAACAAAACGCCGAUCUAUUCACUUGGACCUCCGGAGACAUGCCAGGCAUAGACCCCUCUGUGAUCACACAUAAACUGGCAAUAAGUCCAGCCGCCCGACCAGUAUCUCAGAAAAAACAAAACCUUGGAACUGAGAAGAGGCUUGCAUCCAUGGCCGAGGCCAAGAAGCUCAUCGACGCAAAUUUCAUCCGAGAAAACAGAUUUACAACAUGGUUAGCCAAUGUUGUCAUGGUAAAGAAAAGUAAUGGUAAAUGGCGCAUGUGCGUCGACUUUACUGAUCUAAACAAAGCUUGUCCUAAAGAUGCUUAUCCAUUACCGUGCAUUGAUACUUUAGUAGAUAACUCCUGCGGUUAUGGUACCUUGAGUUUUAUGGACGCAUACUCUGGUUAUAACCAGAUUCUUAUGCAUCCAUCAGACCAAGAGAAAACAGCCUUUAUAACAGAAUAUGGUAAUUAUUGUUAUAAUGUGAUGCCUUUUGGUUUAAAGAACGCAGGUGCGACGUACCAACGACUGAUGAACAAGAUCUUCGACCGGCAAAUAGGUCGGAACAUUGAGGUGUACGUCGACGAUAUGGUCGCCAAGACAAAAGCCGACCACUCCCACAUCGAUGAUCUUACUGAAAUCUUCGGCCAAAUCCGAGCUUAUAACAUGCGGCUUAAUCCUGAAAAAUGCGCCUUCGGCAUACGAGGAGGAAAAUUCCUCGGUUUCAUACUUACCAGCCGAGGAAUUGAGGCAAACCCCGAAAAAUGUCAAGCAAUCCUCGACAUGAAUAGUCCCACAACGAUCAAAGAGGUUCAGCGAUUAACAGGGAGAUUAGCGGCGUUGUCGAGAUUUCUGCCGUGCCUGGCAUCUAAAUCCUCUAACUUUUUUCAGUGUUUGAGGAAAAAUACAACUUUUCAAUGGGAUGAAAACUGUGAAGCUGCAUUUACAAGUUUAAAAGAAAUUCUUUCUAAACCACCUGUUUUACAAAAACCUAAGAUCGGCGAGCCAUUAUAUUUGUACUUAUCAAUUACUAAUAUGGCAAUUAGUUCUGUUCUUGUUGCAGAAAACCAGAAAAUACAACAACCAGUUUACUUUGUAAGAAAGUCAUUGCAGAACGCCGAGCUUCGCUACCCGAGGUUGGAAAAGCUCGCCUAUGCGCUGGUAUUCUCUGCAAGAAGGCUCCGUCCUUACUUUCAGAGCCACACAAUCAACGUCAGAACUACACAGCCGCUACGCCAGAUACUCGCUAAACCCGAAUUAGCUGGAAGAGGAUCUAUAAAAUCCCAGUACUUGGCCGACUUUGUUGCCGAGUUCACCGGACCAAACCCAGAAACAGGGAGUACGCAAUGGGUAUUAUUCGUUGACGGAGCAUCAAAUCCCCAAGGAUCAGGAGCGGGAAUACUCUUGGAAAAUCCUGAAGGAGUUGUCGUCGAGCAUUCUCUUCGAUUUUCCUUUAGGGCCAGCAAUAAUCAGGCCGAAUACGAAGCACUAAUUGCUGGACUCAGGUUAGCAAUUGAAUUGCAUGUUACUGAUUUAAAAGUCUACUGUGAUUCCUUAUUAGUUGUCCAGCAGGUAAAUCAGUAUUUUCAAACCAAGGAUCCGAUCUUGUUAAAAUACCUAGAUAUUGUCAGCCACCUUGUGGGCAGUUUUUCAACGAUUGAAAUUACUCAUAUACCUAGGGAACAAAAUCACAGAGCAGAUUUACUCUCUAAACUAGCUACCACUCAAUCACACACUGCCACACUUUUACAGUCUACCCUGGAUAAGCCGAGUAUAAAUCUAAUCGGCACUUUUAACAUCGUCCAUGAAAAUAGUUGGCAAAAGCCCCAUAUACAGUUCCUCAGAAAUGGGGAUAUUCCAGAGGAAGUCAAAGAUCAGAAAAAAUUUAAAAGACAGGCAUCCUUCUUUACACUUUUAAAUAACGAUUUAUAUAGGCGAGGUUAUUCUCGACCUCUAUUGAAAUGUUUAGACAGAUCGGAGGCCGACCUUGUUAUUGAUGAAGCUCAUGAAGGCAUUUGCGGAAUACAUUCUGGAGCGAGAAGCCUAGCGCAAAAGAUUCUUCGAGCUGGUUUUUACUGGCCGACAAUAUGGGAAGACAGCAGGAAAAAGGUCCGAACCUGCGAUCGUUGCCAGAAGCAUGCUUCGAUCAUUAACAUACCAGCUGAAAACCUGCAUCACUCAGUGGUAAGCUGGCCAUUUAACCAAUGGGGAAUUGACAUCCUCGGACCUUUUCCCACCGCUCCGAGACAGGUGAAAUAUUUAGUUGUUGCAUAUGAUUACUUUUCUAAAUGGAUUGAAGCUCAACCUUUAGCAAGAAUUACUUCAAGUCAAAUGAUCUCCUUUGUAUGGAAGAGCAUAAUUUGUAGAUUUGGUUUGCCUCGACAUAUCAUCACUGACAAUGGUCGCCAGUUUACCGACCAUAAUUUCAAAGCUUUUUUGCAGAAUUUGCAAAUAAAACAACACUUUUCGUCAGUAGAGCAUCCACAGUCAAACGGAUUAGCAGAGGCGGCAAAUAAAGUUCUCCUACAAGCAUUAAGAAAAAAGGUUGAUGAUGCCAAAGGCUUAUGGGCCGAGCUUAUUUCCGAAAUACUGUGGGGAUAUAACACUACAGUGCAUUCAACAACUAAAGAAACACCAUUUCGUUUGGUAUAUGGUUCAGAAGCAAUACUACCAAUUGAAGUCUCACAUGGCUCCUUCCGAACAGAAGCCGUAGAGCAUGAACAAGCUCGGCAAUCCGAGCUUGAUUUAAUUGAAGAAGUGCGAAGCAUGGCGGCCGUACGUCAUCAAGCACUACAACAACGGAUAGGUCGGCGGCAUGACCGAAGAGUACAACCAAGAUCUUUUAAUAUAGGCGACCUGGUACUAAGAAAGACUGAAGAAGCCCGAAGACCUUCCUCCCAUGGAAAGCUCUCAGCAGCAUGGGACGGACCUUACAGAAUACAUGAAGUCCUUGGCAGAGGAGCUUAUCAACUGGAGAGAUUGGAAGGGACAAAACUACCCAAUACUUGGAAUAUCAGUUCCUUAAAACAAUAUUACAGUUAA